AUAUACACUUGGAAUUGUUAAAAUCGUACUUUGGAUGACAAGCGGCUGGCGUUUGUCGCUGGUGUCAACGAAAAAUGGGAAAUACCGAGAGCAACGUGACCAGCGGCGUCAAGAAGCAAACCGACGCGGGCUCCAUCCUACUCUACAAACUCGUCGACCUGAAAGGCGGUGGAUUGUUCGUGGACAUGAUGAAACGGGCCUCGCAAACGAAGCAAUACGCGGAACUGGACCACGCGAUACGGACCAAGGUAGAGCCGUUUCUGUACAACAAGGGCAGGGGCAAGUGGAUACCCGUGGCCAAGCUCGUGCUCCUGCGCAACAAGGAGCGCCCGAGGUACAAGAUGCUCCCGGUGCUCAAGGCCAUGGAGAAGCCCGAGGAGUACGACAUUGACAAGGACAUGGAGGACAUGGAGGAGGUCGACGAGAGCAUGAUCGACAAGAGCAAGCACAGACUAGUCUGCUGGAACCUGGGCGCCCGGGGUGCCGUGGGCGAGACGAUACUCCACCUAUGCAUGCUCAACGCGACGUCCCUCCACGCCGACCUCGCCAAGAGACUGUUACGCUUCUAUCCGAACCUCAUCAAUGACAUAUACAUGGACGACGAGUACUACGGGGAGAACGUGCUGCACAUAGCCAUUGUGAACGAGGACCCGGCGAUGGUCAAGUUUUUGCUGGACAGCGGGGCGAACGUGAACGAGCGCUGCGUCGGGAACUUUAUGUGCCCCGAGGACCAGAAGGCCUCCAGGAACGACAGCACCGAGCACGAGUGGGUCUGCGUCAACCCGGAGACCAACUACGACGGGUACGUGUACUGGGGCGAGUACCCGCUGAGUUUCGCCGCGUGCCUGGGCCAGGAGGAGUGCUACCGGCUGAUACUCGCCAGGGGCGCUAACCCCGACAACCAGGACACCAACGGCAACACGGUCCUCCACAUGCUCGUUAUUUACAAAAAACUCAGCACCUUCGACAUGGCCUACGAGGUGGGCUCCUCCCUGUCCAUCAGGAACAACCUGCAACUGACGCCGCUGACCCUCGCGGCGAAACUCGGGCGCGUCGACAUGUUCUUCCACAUACUGAACAUCGAGCGGGAAAUCUACUGGCAGAUCGGCAGCAUCACCUGCGCCGCUUACCCCCUCUCGCAGAUAGACACCAUAGACGUCGACACGGGCAAUAUCAGCAAAAACUCGGCCCUCAACCUCGUCGUCUUCGGGGAAAAGGACGAGCACCUCGAGCUGAUGGACGGCAUGCUGGUCGACCUGCUGCACUCAAAGUGGGACGCGUUCGUGAGGUCGCGCUUUUAUCGACAGUUCUACCUGUUCGUGGUCUACUUUUUCUUCUCCCUGCUGAGCUUCACGAUGCGCCCGGGGCCCCAGCCCAAGCUGCCCACCACCACCAACGACACCGGCUCGGAGGAUGCCACGUCCGAGUCCCUCGAGGCCACGUUGUCGGCCCUACUGGUGAAGACCAUAGCCGAGCGGAUCGCCGACAACCUGCGGAUGGAGAACGCCACGUCCCCGGACGCGCUGCUCGAGGACAUCGCCACGAACGUGAGCUCGACCCUCAGGGACGCCUGGAACUCGACCGUCUUGGCCGCCUACGCCAACGGCACGGCCGACAACUCCACGACCGAGGACGAUCACCCCGAUAGUCCGCUGAUCCGGGGCCUGCCCAACAAGCCCCGCCACAACUGGUGGGACGGCUUGGCGAGCGAGUGUCGACUGAUGCGCGUCGACGACCACUGGGACCGGGUGAGGCUGACCUCGGAGGUGGUGAUGGAGUUGGGCGCCCUGCUGUACAUAAUAGCGGCCUUGCGCGAGGCCAGGUUCCUCGGGCUGAACAUGUUCGUCGAGAAUCUGAUGACGGCGCCGUCGCGAGUCAUGUUCCUAUUCUCGUGCUGCAUACUGCUGACCUUUCCGUUUUUGCGGUUCGUCUGCGCCGACGAGGUCGAGGACAUGCUCGCGGUUGUCGUCAUGAUGACCACGGCCCCCUACUUUCUCUUCUUCUGUCGGGGCUUCAAGACCGUCGGGCCCUUCGUCGUCAUGAUCUACCGCAUGAUCAUGGGCGACCUGUUGCGCUUCGUCUCGAUCUACCUCGUCUUCGUCAUGGGUUUUUCUCAAGCUUACUACAUAAUAUUUUUGUCGUUCGACAAUCCGGGAACGCCCGAGGGGGUCGACGACUCCAAGGCCAAUCCCAUGCCCUCGCCCAUGGAGAGCGUCAUGGCGAUGUUUCUCAUGAGCAUGGCCAACUUUGGCGACUACUACGACGCCUUCGAGAACACCGAGCACGAGCUCGAAGCCAAGUCGCUGUUCGUCGUGUACAUGGCCAUAGUCGCCAUUCUACUGGUCAACAUGCUGAUCGCCAUGAUGGGCAACACUUAUCAAAAGAUCGCGGAGACGCGCAACGAGUGGCAGAGACAGUGGGCGAGGAUCGUUCUAGUGGUCGAGAGAGGGGUCGCCCCGGCCGAGAGGCUGAAGAAACUGAACGGCUACUCGGAGCCGAUGUCCGAUGGGCGCAAGGCGCUCGUGCUGCGGAUACACCAAUCGGAGGAUGACAAGGAGGAAAUGAAGGAGAUCCUCGAGAUGAAGAGGAUACACGACAAACAGGUGAAGAAGCGCAAGGAGAAGCUUCUCAUGGAUGAAAGAGCCCGGCUGGGGAAAGACGCGCAAAGAGGAAAGUCCGUCCGCGUCGAGUGA
Copidosoma floridanum is the source of this 2693-nucleotide messenger RNA. It is a transcript of the gene nan, whose product is annotated as transient receptor potential cation channel subfamily V member nanchung. Gene Ontology annotation, cellular component: plasma membrane. Gene Ontology annotation, biological process: calcium ion import across plasma membrane. NCBI's taxonomy places the organism in Eukaryota, Metazoa, Arthropoda, Insecta, Hymenoptera, Encyrtidae. Gene Ontology annotation, molecular function: protein binding; calcium channel activity. The record is from RefSeq and is a predicted model, not a curated record.